Messenger RNA from Drosophila obscura, 3510 nucleotides. RefSeq lists its product as uncharacterized. Bases 108 to 3428 code for a protein of 1106 amino acids. Gene Ontology annotation, cellular component: nucleus. The record is from RefSeq and is a predicted model, not a curated record. The transcript is spliced from 5 exons. Lineage: Eukaryota; Metazoa; Arthropoda; Insecta; Diptera; Drosophilidae.
UUUCGGUAUAUUUCUGAGAGUCAGGUCACACUGUUGAAUACACGUGCGGAUUGUUUUUGGUUUGGUUUUAUUUAAUGGUUACAUUUUGCUAAUUUCCAACUAAAAACAUGCCGGCAGCAGUGGCUACAGGUGUGCAGAUAAACGGGCCAUUGAAGAACAAGAAAAUUGUAUUUGACGAUGCAGGAGAGGCCGUGGCCAAGCCAAACAAACAGAAACCAAAAAAGCAGCAACAGACACAGCGCAAUGGCCAGGAGCAGGUGAAGAAACCCCAAAGAAUUAAGUUUGGCGAUGACGGCAGAGUCGAGGAGCAGAAACCUUGGCAGAAAAACCACCAAAAGGAGCACGGUCAUGGCUUCCAAGGGGGUAAGAAACCUCAGAAGAUAAAAUUUGGCGAUGACGGCGAAGUCGAGGAUGAGCAGCAGCCGUGGAAGAAGAACCACCAACAGGAGAACGGGCAUGCCUCCGAAAAGGCAAAGAAGCCACAGAAAAUAAAGUUUGGCGAUGACGGCGAAGCGGCUGAUGGGACCAAGAAGCCGCAGCGUAUAAAGUUUGAUGAAGAUGGAGCUGAGAGGGAUGCCUCUGACUCCGAUGAAGACAGUGAGGACGAGCUAGAGCAGAAGGCCAGUUUCCAGAAGCGCAGCAAACACCAGUCGCAGGCUGACGAGGAGGAGGAGUCUCAGAAGAAGUGGUACCAAGUGCAUCCGGACUACCCCAGCAGCGAGGAGGUGCUGGACAUGAAGGACAACGAGCAGCUGGAGUUGUUCAAUCUCUGCAAGAAUGCCUUCGAGGCGGAUAAGACGACGUUUAACAGACGCAAUCCCUCGGAUGUCCGCUGGCUGCAAACGGCCCUCCACAAGGGCACAGCCAAGGAUCGAGCCAAUUCCGGCGCCCUGCUGGUGACUAGCAAUCCCCUGGGCAACCUGGAAGCCUUGUCCGCGCUUAUUGGCUUCUGCAAGAUAUCCAACAAGGCCAGCAACGAUGUGAUCGCUGUGCUCACGGACCUGUGGCAGGAGGUGCUCCUGCCGCCCAACAGGAAGCUGCUCUCGAUACACACACGCGGAGCAGACUGGAAGAAGCUGCGGAAGGACGACACGCUGCGCGAGCAGCAGCAGCGGCGCAUCUAUUCGUAUUGGUACUUUGAGAACGAGCUGAAGGACCAGUACCACGAGUUCCUGAAGAAUGUGAUGCAGGGUCUGCAGACGGGACAGGAGCACAACAAGAAUGCUUCCAUUGUGGCCGCGGCAAGACUCCUUGCGUACGCUCCAGAGAAGGAACAAAUGCUGCUAACCAUGCUGGUGAACAAGCUGGGCGAUCCCAUUGCCAAGAUAGCCUCCAAGGCGCUGCACCACCUGAGCGAUGUGGCCCAACGGCACCCCAACAUGUGUGGCGUCAUUGUGGCCGAGGCGGAGAAGCUACUUUUCCGCAACAAUAUCUCGGAGCGGGCCCAGCACUUUGCCCUCUGCUUCCUGUCCAGCAUCGCGCCAUCCGGACGGCCGGAGGUGUGCACCAAGUUGGUAAACAUUUGCUUUGCCCUGUUCAAGGUUCUCGUGCAGAAGGGAGCCGUCAACAACCGCACCAUGCAGGCUAUUUUGAGGUGCCUGCAAAAGGCCAUUGCGGAGGCCCAGCCGGCAAAGGGCAGCAAUGGGGAGCUGCUGAACAAAGAGAUGCAGGACACCAUCUACCGGCUCGUCCACUUGGCCGACAUACGCGUCUCAGUGCAGACCCUUGGCCUCCUGCUGCAGCUGGUCACAGUGAAAACGGAGAAAUCGGAUCGAUUCUACAAUGCCCUGUACGUGAAGCUGCUGGACCUGAACCUCAUCAAUGUGGGCGGCAAGACAGCGGCACAGCUCCUUCACAUUGUUCACCGUGCCAUCCACAUCGACAGCCAUGUGGCCAGGGCCCAGGCCUUUGUGAAGCGUCUCCUGCAGCUGACACUCUACGCACCGCCCCAAAUUGCCGCCGGCUGUCUGAUUGUUCUGCACAAGCUGCUGCGCAUGCGGCAAGAGCUCAUCGGAGGCAUUGGAGCCACCGAUGAAGUGAGUUCCUUAAGGACCGUCGUGCCAGAGGACGGAGACUUGGACAGGUUUGGCAGCGAUGCCGAAGACGAGGUCAAGGAAGAGGCGGACGAGCUGGCAACACCACCAGUGGUAAAGACAGAAGCUGCCAAGUCGAAGGUGGUCAAUAUCGAUUCCUGCAAAUACGAUCCGUAUCAUCGUGUGCCCGCCUUUGCCGGAGCAGCCUACACCUUGCGUCAUGAGCUGCUGCUGCUGCGCCAGCACUACCAUCCCACGGUGCAGGUCUUUGCCGAACAGAUACUCGAACAGAAACGAAUCGAUUACUAUGGUGAUCCCUUGCGAGAUUUUGGACUGCCGCAUUUCCUAGAGCGUUUCGCCUUCAAGAAUCCCAAGAAGCUGGAGGCGUCGCAGGCGGAGACCGCCGCUGUGGCUCACAAGCGCUAUAUGGCGCAAGGAGGUCGCGGCAAGCCAGUCAAGUCGCUGACUAAGGCCAACUGUACGGAGGACGAGAUGUUCAUUCUCAACUUCUUGGAGCACAAGCGCAGGCAGGCGGAGAUUGUGGCCCAGAACAAGAAGCAGAGGGAGGUGAAGAAGGAUGAGGACGCUGAUGGAGAGCAGGGCGAGGAGUACCUGAAGGAGGGCGAGGUGGAUGACGAUGAGUUUGAGGCGUAUCUGGAUGGGUAUUUUGGCAAGAAGUUCAAAGAGGGCGCCGAUGCCGAGGAGGAUGAGAAUGAACUGAACUUCCUUGAGGAGCUUGGCGGCGAGUUACAGUCGGAGAAGUCCAAAAAGAAGGACAAGAAGGGGAAGCAGGGCGCUGACAAGCAAGAAGAGGACAUGGAUGAGAUCGACGACGACUGGGGCGAUGAUAAUCUGGCAGAAGAUAAUGAAGAUGAUGAAAUGACGGGCGCUGGCGGAGAUCAGUCCGACGAUGAGACCGGCUCAAUUGACUUGCAGCCCCUAGACGAUGACGACGACGACGACGAUGAGGGUUCCAUUUCGGAAGGCGACCAAGCCUCCGAUGCAGAGGACGACAGCGAUUCCAGCGAUGCUCCUGAGAGCCCAGACGAUUAUGAUGGCGAGGAUUCGCCGCCCAAGUCGAAGAAAUCCCGCAAGGAGGAAGUCAAUAUGGUGGAUGGACGCAGCUUUGCCAAGACCCUCAAACAGAGCCACGAUAUGUCCUCGCUGUUUGCCGCUGCGGAUGAGUUCUCCUCCCUGAUGGAGGAAACGGCCAAGGUUAAGGGACAGGGCACCAGCAACGCCGUCUACAACAAGGACAAAUCCUCCGACAAGCAAAUUAAAUGGGAGGAGAAACGCCGCUCCAAUACGAAAACCUACACAGGCAAAAGGUUUUCCGGCAAACCAGCGGCCAAAGGUGGAAAGCCACAGAAACCAGGCAAGAAGCGGAAGCAUUAACAGCUGCAUAUAGCCCAGCCCCGAGAAUAUUGCAAAACCUACCAACAGCAGCAAUAAAUAAAUUCAUUUUGUAUAAGUUAAA